This is a messenger RNA of Neolamprologus brichardi, 2235 nucleotides long. RefSeq names its product orthopedia homeobox a (gene otpa). Gene Ontology annotation, biological process: neuron differentiation; regulation of DNA-templated transcription. The record is from RefSeq and is a predicted model, not a curated record. NCBI's taxonomy places the organism in Eukaryota, Metazoa, Chordata, Actinopteri, Cichliformes, Cichlidae. Gene Ontology annotation, molecular function: DNA binding; DNA-binding transcription factor activity, RNA polymerase II-specific.
GGCUUCAACUCUGAUUGGUCCUCGUUUGGAGAAGCUCAUGGGUUCAUUCCGUUGUUAAGCGCCUCCCCAUUUCGCUAAACUACAUUAUAAUGCAACGAACCUCCCUUUUAACCACAAACCGAAUUUGCUUUCAUUUAGGCUAUAUAUUUUUCUUAAAUAGGUUAAAGUCAUAGAGAUUUUUUUCUUUUUUUCGUUUCCUUUUUUUUUUUUUUGGGAAUAGCAUUUCGCCCUGGAGCGGUGCGCAAUGCUAUCUCAUGCCGACCUCCUGGAUGCUCGCCUCGGUGAGUUAACAUCACCAAACUCCGGUCUUCAACUCUACUACCAAGUGUUUAAUGUGCAGCUCUCACCUGCUGCGGUUGUCUGUGCAGGGAUGAAGGAUGCCGCGGCGGAGCUCCUGGGCCACAGGGAGGCUUUGAAAUGCAGGCUCGGCGGUGGGGGACCUGACCCGGGACACUCCGGGGAGCUCGGCCCGGGCCCGGACGGCGUGGAAGGGACUACGAUGCUCCCGGGUGACGAUAUCACCAGCGGCGGGGGAUCCAACCCGGUGCAGGUGAACAGCAAAGAGCAGGACAAACAACAGCAGCAACAGCAGCAGAACAACAACAGCAACAACAACCCCAACCAGUCUGGAGGGCAGCAGCCCCAGAAACAGAAGCGACACCGGACCCGCUUCACGCCGGCGCAGCUCAACGAGCUGGAGAGGAGCUUCGCCAAAACACACUACCCUGACAUCUUCAUGCGGGAGGAACUGGCUCUGAGGAUCGGCCUGACGGAGUCCAGAGUGCAGGUCUGGUUCCAGAACCGACGCGCUAAGUGGAAGAAGCGCAAGAAGACCACCAACGUGUUCCGGGCUCCGGGGACUCUGCUGCCGACGCACCAUGGUUUGCCUCAGUUCCCAUCCGCAGCUGCGGCAGCCGCGGCUAUGGGCGACAGCCUCUGCUCCUUCCACGCCAACGACACCCGCUGGGCCACGGCAGGGAUGCCUGGCGUGUCUCAGCUGCAGCUCCCGCCCGCUCUGGGCCGCCAGCAGGCCAUGGCGCAGUCCCUGUCUCAGUGCAGCCUUGGAGCCGGACCACCGCCCAACUCCAUGGGUCUAUCCAACAUGUCGUCGAACGGCUCUGGGCUGCAGUCGCACCUCUACCAGCCCACUUUCCCCGGAAUGGUCCCCGCGUCUCUAUCCGGCCCGACGAACGUGACCGGGUCGCCUCAGCUGUGUAGCUCCCCGGACAGUGACGUCUGGAGAGGGACAAGCAUCGCCUCUCUGCGCCGCAAAGCGCUGGAGCACACAGUAUCUAUGAGCUUCACCUAGUGACGACGGUCAGCGCUACGAGCUUUUCUUUCACCAACUACAGAGAUCUUGUGCAUUUUGUUCUUAGCCACCCAGUCCACCCAAAGAGGCACAGUGGGACAAAUACAUCCGGGAUAUUUGUUCAGAUAACAUUUUUUCUUCUUCUUCUACCCAGUUCACGAGAAAGAGGGGGAGAACUGACAUUAUUCAUUGGGCCUUUUGGCCUUUAUUAACCAUAGGACUGGUUCUGUUUUAGGCUAUAAUUUAUUAUUUCGCAUGUAGCCUCGAUCAGCUAUUUAUUUCUCUAUUUAAACGAACCGAUGCGUGAGUUCGGUAUUUAUUCACUUAUUUAUUUAUUUAUUGGGCACAUCCAGCCCUCGCCAUGAUUGCCGCGGGGCUCUCGGUGAUAUUUGCUCGGUGACUGAAGGUUUUUGAAGACAAAUUCUGUGGAUACUUUUAACCACAAAAACUAGAUCACAGAUUCAAUCUCCCCCCUUUCCCCCCUCCUGCUGCACAGCAUGCAACUCUAUAAGACCAAAGGGAUGCAUACUGGCCACGCAAAAGCCACACACCUGGAGAUUUAAAAGAAGGAAAACAUGGACGAUUCACCAGGAGGGAGACUGAUUUGACAGGAACGGGGGUAAAAAAAAAGUAAAUAAAUAAAAGACUUGACUGCAUGUGCUGUCCAAAGCAAAAAUAAAAAGGGGGGAAAUACUCUGAAUUAAGACAUUGAAAGUGACUUAACUAUAAUCUGUUAUAUAGGAUGUUUUGUGUAGCGGAAGCACUCUUGUUCCCAUUUGGUCAGUUUGUGAUAACUUAUGUUUCCAAAAUUAUGUCUGUGCUUAUUCUCAGCUAUGACUUUCUUAAAUGUUUGAACCGUUUUGUUUCAUGGACAUGUUUAUAUCAAUUCAGUGUAAAUGAUCAAAUAAAAACCAUUUUCAAUUAUG